This is a messenger RNA of Galendromus occidentalis (western predatory mite), 1307 nucleotides long. Its product is annotated as voltage-dependent anion-selective channel protein 2. Gene Ontology annotation, biological process: monoatomic anion transmembrane transport. Gene Ontology annotation, cellular component: mitochondrial outer membrane. The record is from RefSeq and is a predicted model, not a curated record. The transcript has 3 exons. Lineage: Eukaryota; Metazoa; Arthropoda; Arachnida; Mesostigmata; Phytoseiidae. Gene Ontology annotation, molecular function: voltage-gated monoatomic anion channel activity. Bases 102 to 950 code for a protein of 282 amino acids.
ACUUUGCGGUGUCUUUGAGAACUGCAGCAGCACACACAGCAGAGAGGGCGCGCUCCGAUCGGUGAAACUUGCAGCGAAACUUCUUGAAUUCCUAAGUCGAAAUGGCACCUCCCGCAUAUUCUGACCUUGGCAAACAAGCCCGUGAUAUCUUCUCGAAGAACUAUCUCUUCGGUGUGGUGAAACUUGAGAGCAAGACCAAGUCUCGCUCUGGCAUCGAGUUCACCGCUGGUGGAACUUCGCUCAACGAUACUGGCAAAAUCGACGGCUUCCUCGACGUCAAGUAUAAGAUCACCGAGCACGGUAUCACCCUCAAGGAGAAAUGGACAACCGACAACAACUUGAGCACCGAGAUCACCGCUGAAGAUUGCAUCACCAAAGGACUCAAGCUCUCGGCCAAUGUCAACUUCGCCCCUCAGACUGGCAAGAAAAAUGCUGUCGCAUCCGCUGGAUUCAAGGGAGAAUGCGUCAACUCUACAGCCGACGUCGACUACAAUGGCGGCUCGCCUCUGGUCAACGCUACAACCGUACUCGCGCAUCAGGGUUGGCUCGCUGGUUGUCAGCUUGGCUUCGAUACGUCCAAGAAGAACCUGACGAAGGUCAACUUCGCCGUAGGAUACUCCAACGACGAUGUCGUACUCCACUCGAAUGUCAACGACGGCAAAGUCUUCGGGGCUUCCGUCUACCACAAAGUGCGUCCCGAUCUUGCGGCCGGUUUCUCUAUCAACUGGAACCAAGGAAACCAAGCUGCCCAGUUCGGCGUCGGCGGCGUGUACACUGUCGACAGGGAUACCUCUCUCCGCGCGAAGAUCAACAACCAGGGCUCUCUCGGUCUCGGACUCACACAUCGUCUCCGCGAUGGUGUCGAGGUCACGCUUUCGUCGAACGUUGACGUUAAGAACUUCAAUCAAGGAGGUCACAAGCUCGGUUGCGGACUCAAUCUCGAGGGUUAACUGCUUGGGCACUAUCCACUGAAAAGUUUCCACUUCCUUGUGUCCGAAGUGUGACCUGAGAGUAAAAUGUAUUUUGAAACAACAGCUGUUGAGGGUGUGAGACUGAAGAAUGUUUAGCCAUAGGAACGCAAAGCAAACCCGAUCAGGAAGGAAGUUGCACUCGAACGGUGGAAGAGAAAUAGAGUUCAUAGACCGAUGUCUGUUGAAGUGAAAUUUCGAAUGCUUUCGCUGCGGAAACCAAAGCAGGAAACAGUUGGUUCAUCAUUUGUGUACCGUCUCGCUUCUAAGAAUUAGUCGGACGAUACCUCGAUAUAAUGAAUAAAUCAUUCUCCUCGUAGUAUUCCUCACCACCAAAUC